This is a messenger RNA of Nyctereutes procyonoides (raccoon dog), 906 nucleotides long. RefSeq names its product taste receptor type 2 member 143-like. The record is from RefSeq and is a predicted model, not a curated record. Lineage: Eukaryota; Metazoa; Chordata; Mammalia; Carnivora; Canidae. Gene Ontology annotation, cellular component: membrane. Gene Ontology annotation, biological process: sensory perception of taste; G protein-coupled receptor signaling pathway; detection of chemical stimulus involved in sensory perception of bitter taste. Bases 1 to 906 code for a protein of 301 amino acids. The transcript has a single exon. Gene Ontology annotation, molecular function: G protein-coupled receptor activity; bitter taste receptor activity.
AUGUCCUCCUCACCUACAUUGAUCUUCAUGGUCAUCUUCUUCCUGGAGUCGUUGGCUGCAAUGCUGCAGAAUGGCUUCAUGGUUACUGUGUUGGGCGGGGAGUGGGUGCGACGCCGGACGCUGCCUGCAGGUGACAUGAUUGUGGCCUCCCUGGCUGCCUCCCGGUUCUGCCUGCAUGGGGUGGCCAUCCUGAACAACCUCUUGAUCUUCUUUGGUUUUCACUUCGUAAAGGACUAUUACAACACCCUCUGGCACUUCGUCAACACUCUCACUCUCUGGCUCACUGCCUGGCUUGCUGUCUUCUACUGUGUGAAGGUCGCCGUCUUCUCUCACCCUGUCUUCUUCUGGCUGAAGUGGAGGAUUUCUCGGUUAGUGCCCAGGCUGCUGCUGGGCUCCCUGGUCUUAGUUGGCCUGACAGUCAUCUCAUCAGCCAUUGUGACUGGAAUUCUGAAACAGAUGAUUGCCUCCAGGAGUUCCCAAGGAAACAGCACCUGGGCUGAGAGAGUACAGGCCUUCUAUAGGUCUUUUCAUCUAUUUGAUGUAAUGCUUAUGUGGUCAGUUCCAUUCCUCCUGUUCUUGGUGUCCAUGCUCUUGCUCGUGUUCUCACUGUGCCGGCAUUUGGGGCUGAUGAGGAACUAUAGACAGGACCCAUGUGAUCCUAGCACCCGGGUUCACACGAUGGCCCUGAAGUCACUUGUCUUCUUCCUUGUCUUCUACACAUCAUAUUUCCUGUCUCUGGUUGUUGUUGCUAUAGAAAUAACAAACUUCCAGAGUCACUGGUACUGGGCCUGGGAAGUGGUAACCUAUGCGAGCAUCUGUCUGCACUCCAGCAUGCUGGUGCUAAGCAGCCCCAAACUGAGAAAGGUCCUGAUGACCAGGCUUUGGAAAGCUCUGGACAAAGGCUGA